Molecule: messenger RNA, 675 nt
Organism: Tetrahymena thermophila SB210
Lineage: Eukaryota; Ciliophora; Oligohymenophorea; Hymenostomatida; Tetrahymenidae
Product: transmembrane protein, putative
Exons: 2
Source: RefSeq, a predicted model, not a curated record
AUGGAAAUUUAAGAUAAAAUUAUAAUUUUGAUUAAUUUGGUUUUGUCUUUAAUGUAUCUUAUUCUUAUAUGCCUAAUUCUAAUUCCUCUAUUCUAAUUAAAACAGUAAGCACUAUUCCUGUUCUUAACACAACAACUUUUAAAUUUGAUGAGUAAUAACUAAGUUUAUCUAUUGAUGUUAGUUUUAGGAAAUGUUAAUAAGGAGAAAUUUUAUAAAAUUUACAAAAAUAUAAAAUAUGCUAUACUUGUCAAUAAGGUAAUUAUUGUUUAGAAGAUCCUAACUAAAAUGAAAAUUUAUAGUGUUUAAAAUGUCCUUUUGGUUCUAAAAAUUGUCAUUCAAAUGUAAUCUAAUUAUAAAAUGGAUAUUGGAGUUAGAGUUAGAACUCAGACUAAAUUUAUUAAUGCCUUAAUCCUCAAAAUUGCAUUCCUGAAGAUCCUUCAAAUAAAUUCGGAUGUUUAGAAGGACAUAUUGGGGCUAUAUGUGAAUCCUGUGAUAGUGAUGGAACUGUUUGGGGAAAAAUAUAUGGUAAAAAUAAUAACGGUGUUUAAUGUUAAGAAUGUAUUUAAUAAAAUUAAAUUUAUUCAAUUAUUAUUUUGUGCUUAUUAGUGGUUAUGUUUUGUUGCUAUUUAAUCUUUUAAGUUCAUAGGUAGCUAGCAUUCUUAUAAAAAAAAAUGA